UGUCUUUUUAAAUGGAAAACCAAAACCAAAAAUGAAUGAGAUUGCAGUACUACCAGACGAGGGAUCUUUUGAGAUAUUCUGCUGGGGUACAGCAUUUCCUGCCCCGAGAGUAAAAUUCUUCUUCACACCGUGCCCAUCCCUUGAGUGGCAUAAUUGCAACAAUCCGCCAGUACAAUUGGAUGAGGUAAUCUCCACCAGCAGUACGAUCACCUUCAACGAAAGUCUACCAGUGAGCUUCGCAUCACACAUCACAGCAGGAAUAGUGCAGUGCCAGGCGUCCAAUGCCGACGGUACCGCCAUCGCUCACUCCAAGAUAUUCAAGCACCAACAGCGCAAGAUGAUGAGCCUGCAAAUCCUACACCCGCCUGACACGAUCUAUCAGGGCGACUCCAUCAUCGUUCAAUGUUCCGCCGAUCGGCACAUCUUCACCAACAGCUUCACUUUUCGCACGGAAGACGAACAGCGCUCUAUUGCCGUACAUGACGUACCAGACGCAGAACAUUCCUUCAAUUGGGUUGCAAAUUUUACGAUAAGCAACGUCACGAUAACCGGCGACUAUGGGGUAGAAUGUGAAGCGAUGCAUCACAAUGGAACGUUGUCGAGCCAGCGCUUAUCGCUGAAGAUCGUACGACCCUACCUUACCGUUCGGGAACGGUUGAUACGCGUGGUUGCUAGACGUGAUCCAGAGCCGUUGCUGCUGAGCUGCAAUGCCGCAGGGCGUCCAAUGCCACAGUACCGGUGGUACAGGAAUGGGGAACUGCUGCCCAACACAAACUUUAUGCUGGUGGUAACCUCUUCAGUGCAGGAUGAGUACGCUUGCUACACGUGGAACAGGGCGGGCGAGGAGUGGAUUAGAUGGGAUAUCGUGCACCGGGAAGAAGCGGACGAACACGUGCUUUAUCAAAGCAUUGUAGCGGGUGUACUUUUUAUCAUAGCUGUUCUUGGAUGCGUUAUGUGUUAUAUAAAAAUUAGACAGCUUUAUAUGCUUCUUCGUAUUUACAGAGCUGCAAAAAAUCGGCAAUCCUCAUUGUAAGCCAAUAAUUGAUGU
Molecule: messenger RNA, 1048 nt
Organism: Anopheles merus
Lineage: Eukaryota; Metazoa; Arthropoda; Insecta; Diptera; Culicidae
Product: neural cell adhesion molecule 2-like
Exons: 3
Coding region: 32-1033 (333 amino acids)
Source: RefSeq, a predicted model, not a curated record